AUGACCUCGAAGGACUUCCCAAUCGCAAGCUCCGCCCCCGAAAACCCCUACGUCUUCACCUCAAUCCCGCUAAUCGCAAUCGCAACCUUCGACCUAAUCCUCCUCUCAACCCUGCCGUACAAAAACGCCCUAGACGAAGCCCUCCGCUACGUCCGCCCAUUGCGAAACAGCAACCUCCCCGCCGAAGAUCUCCAGAUUCUCGCCAGUCUGCCGGAAUACAUCACCAAGUCGCUGACGAUGUAUUGGAAUGUGUGGGUGAGCGUUGCGGCUAGUCGGUUCAGUCUUUAUGGUGGGAUUGCGUUUUUUAUUUAUCAGGGGCGGGAUGCUGGGUUGCUUGAGGGGGUGGAGGGUUUGGGGAGGAUUCGGACUAGGGUUGUUUUUACGUUUUGCUUUAUGGAGAUGAUGGCUUGGUUUUGGAUCUUUGCGACAUUGAGACAGGAGCGACAGGAGAGAUUGACCAAGUUGCUUGAAGACGCUCGUGAGCAGGCUGAGUAG
Messenger RNA from Penicillium manginii, 495 nucleotides. RefSeq lists its product as uncharacterized. The coding region runs from base 1 to 495 and encodes 164 amino acids. The transcript is spliced from 2 exons. NCBI's taxonomy places the organism in Eukaryota, Fungi, Ascomycota, Eurotiomycetes, Eurotiales, Aspergillaceae. The record is from RefSeq and is a predicted model, not a curated record.